AUGGCCACACUACACUACCUCCCUCCUGUCAAGCCUUCAGCGAUCGCGCUCGGCAUCGUCUUCAACCAGGCCGCCUCCGCCGGCGUCCUGGCCCCUCUCUUCGGUGACACCUACCACCGUGCCAAGGCCGCGGACAGCAAGGAGGAAUUCUUCAAGUCCAAGGAGACCGCGACUGCCGCUGCUAGCUGGGGCUCUUCGCUCGUCGGUUCUGCCAUUCAGACAUAUGGUGUCGCUGCCCUGAUCAACGCUACCGGUACUCUGUCCUACAAGGGAGCUGCCUACUUGGGUGGUCUGAUCUUCGCUGCUACAUACUCUCCAUCGCUCGUCUCUCAGGUUGUUGUCGAGCAGCGACCUCUGGACACUGUCGCUGUCGGCGUUCUCAGCCGUGUCUUCGAGACGGUCGGCCUCAGCUUGUUCCUCACAUACUGGGGCACUCGAACCAACCCAUUCGACUAA
Cladophialophora yegresii CBS 114405 is the source of this 456-nucleotide messenger RNA. RefSeq lists its product as uncharacterized. The transcript is spliced from 3 exons. The record is from RefSeq and is a predicted model, not a curated record. The coding region runs from base 1 to 456 and encodes 151 amino acids. NCBI's taxonomy places the organism in Eukaryota, Fungi, Ascomycota, Eurotiomycetes, Chaetothyriales, Herpotrichiellaceae.